CUCUUUGUACUCCCCGCCCCCCUGUCCACACCCCACACCCCCCUAGCCCUAUAAAUAGGCCCAGCUCAGGCUGUGGCUGAAGCUUACUACACUGGAGCCCCAGGCAGUUAGUCUCCUCACGCCACCGCCCACCAAGCCCCCAGCCAACAUGGCCAGCGAGUUUAAGAAGAAGAUCUUCUGGAGGGCGGUGGUGGCUGAGUUCCUGGCCAUGAUCCUCUUCAUCUUCAUCAGCAUCGGCACUGCCUUGGGCUUCCAGUACCCAGUGGGCAGCAACCAGACGGCUGUGCAGGACAACGUGAAGGUUUCACUGGCCUUUGGCCUGAGCAUCGCCACGCUGGCCCAGAGCGUGGGCCACAUCAGCGGCGCCCACCUCAACCCAGCUGUCACGCUCGGGUUGCUGCUCAGCUGCCAGAUUAGCAUCCUUCGGGCCGUGCUGUACAUCGUGGCCCAGUGUGUGGGCGCCAUCGUCGCCACUGCCAUCCUCUCUGGCAUCACCUCCUCCCUGCCUGAUAACUCGCUGGGCCGCAACGAUCUGGCCCCCGGUGUGAACUCAGGCCAGGGCCUGGGCAUCGAGAUCAUUGGCACCCUGCAGUUGGUGCUGUGCGUACUGGCCACCACUGACCGCCGGCGCCGCGACCUGGGCGGCUCAGCACCCCUCGCCAUUGGCUUCUCUGUGGCCCUGGGACACCUGCUGGCAAUUGACUACACAGGCUGCAGCAUUAACCCGGCUCGGUCCUUCGGCUCCGCGGUGCUCACCCACAACUUCAAUAACCACUGGAUCUUUUGGGUAGGGCCAUUCAUCGGAGCCGCUCUGGCCGUGCUGAUCUACGACUUCAUCCUGGCACCACGCAGCAGUGACCUCACAGACCGCAUAAAGACAUGGACCAGCGGCCAGGUGGAGGAGUACGACCUGGACGGCGAUGACAUCAACUCCAGGGUGGAGAUGAAACCCAAAUAGAGGGGCUGGGGCCCCGGGGCACUGACAUGGGGGGUGGGGGCAAGGGCUGAAAUCCGCAUUGCAGACACUCUGACAAGCUGGCCAAAAGCACCUCCAACUCUAAAUGGGCCCGGCCUGUAGAGGGAGGCCAAGCCUCACCUUGGUGGGGGUGUGUCUCUAUCACUUUCUUUCUCUCUCUGUUUCCUGGCCUCAGAGCUUCCUGAGGACCAAGGUUUACCCAUUCCCCUACUUCCUUGACAUCAUGGAAGAGAUGAAAGAGAGACCCUACCUGCUAGUUGUGCCCCUCAGAGUGCAGCUUUUAUGACCUGGAAGGGGGCGGCCAGACAGUUCCCCUUAUCCUGCUCACCUGCCGCAGGUGCCUGAAGUUCCACUGGUGCAGCUAUGUGCCUUUGGGCAUGGCCCCUCCUUUUCCUAACCUGUAUCUCACAUCUCCCAGAGGUUCUGAGAGAGGAGAGAGAUUCUGGCAGGUGCUUUGGUCUGGUGGGGGGAUGCAGAUAAGCACUGCCCUUGUAGUCUUCCCUGGUCACAGGGUCCUCCCCUCACUCUUGCUGUGUGACUCCAUCCUGUAAAGUGGCAGGCAUAGGACAAGCCUCUCUAGGAUUCUGCUGGUGUAGAUGCAUUUCAGGCUCCAGGAGGUGUAGUAUAGACUGGUGUGGUCCCUUGCCCUUAUCCAUCCCCCAAAGGAGCAACAGCACAUCCACACAUGCAUGUGCCCGUGAGCACAUGCAGGUGGGCUUCAAAGCCAAGUCUACCCACAGUCUAGGGAUCCGGGACUCCCAUUUCCCAGACAGGGGCUUCCCUGAAUGGGGCUUGCAGUUGCAGAUUGAAGGUUGCAGGUCUCUGACUCCCCCUGCCAGUGUGGACACAGGUCCUUGAGAUGUGGGUACAUGUAUCAUUAAGGAACCACAAAUUACUCACAACCCAGAGGCUGAAGAUAGCCUGACCCCAUGGUCCUGACCAGCUCCUAGGGGAUUUUCAAGCUUGCUCCUCCGCUGACCUGAGGGGGAAGAGCCAUAGUGGCAAUGUAAACCGAGAGAUAAUUAUGAUGCAGGUGGAUGACCAGCAGGUCUCAGCAGUCACCACUCUCAGCAGGUUCACCCUUAUGUCUCCUUUUCCUGGCAGGAACUUCUAGCCAUUGAACAGAGAAGGAUCUGAGGCCCGAGAGCCCACAGCUAGAUAAUGGUUUGGCCAGGCCCAACGUUGAAGGCCACAUCUCCGGCUGCUCCCUGCACCUUGCGGCCGACCCCCUCCUCCUUCCUAGCUUUCCCAGUUUCUGCCUAGGCUCUGGCGAGGGGCCAGGAGAGGUGAAGUAGAGGGGCAUGUGGGAGGGGAGAGGGGCAGGCCUACUCCCUGCUGGCUCUGGCUGCUGUGACGCAGAACCCUGCAUCUGUCUGCUCUGCACGCUCAUCUCUCUGGAAUUGGAAUCUCAUGUAUGUUAAGAGAAUAAAGGAAAAAUGACUUGUCACGUC
Molecule: messenger RNA, 2427 nt
Organism: Ochotona princeps (American pika)
Lineage: Eukaryota; Metazoa; Chordata; Mammalia; Lagomorpha; Ochotonidae
Gene: AQP1
Product: aquaporin 1 (Colton blood group)
Exons: 4
Coding region: 149-958 (269 amino acids)
Biological process (GO): renal water transport; carbon dioxide transmembrane transport; hyperosmotic response
Cellular component (GO): membrane
Molecular function (GO): glycerol transmembrane transporter activity; carbon dioxide transmembrane transporter activity; water channel activity
Source: RefSeq, a predicted model, not a curated record